GUUUAUUCUGAAGCAUUGGAUUUGAAUCGGAAGUUAGCUGAAGCAAAAUGUCGAAGCUUAAGAAUAGAAACAGUCUUUUAUCGUCUCAUAAUAGGACGUCGUUCUCAAAUAGUACGAAGGAAGAAAUUCUUUCUAUGAAAUACCUGAUGGAGAGACCUGAUGCUGCAUUAUAUCCAUUGAAUUAUCAAGACGCCAUGAAAAGUGGGGGUGAUACGACGGUUGCUAAUAAGAAGGAUGAUAAUUCGGAUUCCGUUAACAUAUACCCAGACUAUGAACCUUGGAAAGACCAUAAUCAUUUGCCGAGCGAUAAGGCUGAAUCGGAGAAAGAACGUAUGAAUAAUGCUACUUUUUUGAAUAAGGGAUCUUUUGAAGCACCACAAGUGUCAAAUGAAUAUUACUCUUCAAGAAAUUUGAUUCAGGCUACCAUUUUUUCAUCUACGGCCAACUGUAAUAAUAUUUUGAAGGAAUUAUCGCAACAUCUUACUAACGCAUAUAAAACAAGAGAUGAAGUUAUUAACAAGAUCACUUAUGAGUCUAAUAGUUUCAAGAUACCUCCUCGUGUGACCCUCACCACUCUGAAAAAGGAAUCGUGGUUGAAAGAUUUGGCAAAUCCAAAUAUUCCUUUACUGAAAAUUUCCAAUAAACUUCCUCAUGGAAUCAAGAAUAAAACUUUGGUUGAUACUUUGAGCUCUAAAAAUGUUCCAAUUACAAGAGCAAUUUGGUUCACGAAAUGUACAUUAUAUAGCGAGUUGAUGAUACUCAGAAGGAAAAUCCAAUCUAAACAACUGACUCAUGCUAGCCCCCAUCCCAAUCCUCGUUUUGGCCAAUCUCCAGAAUAUAUCGAGUCCCAAUGGUUACAAGAAUGGACCCAGCAAGUGGUUGAUUACGUAUAUAAAUUCUCAAAAGAAAUGUCUUAUAUAAACUCUCCAGAGAAAAAACAAUUAUUUAAUUCAAAACUUGGCUAUUUGCUUACUUAUUUGAAAACUUUAUACAUUGAAUGUUUGCUAGAUAAAGAAUAUUUUAUUUCUAAUAUAUUGAGGUUUUUAAGAGAUGGUCUACCUCUUGAACCUCAAAAUAUUUCUCAAAUGUUAGCGGUAAAUCGUUCGGAUAAUGAUGAAAAUAUAAGUGAUCUGUUUCCCAUUGAAAUUACAAUUGAUUAUGGAAGAACUUUGGUUGCUUUAACUUUGGUGAAAAUUUUCUGGAAAGAAAUCCUUAAACUCGAUUAUUUAUGUAAAGAAUUAAGUGAACUUUUACUUUUUAAUUAUUAUUUUAUUCUGAAAGUACCGGCUCAUUCAACAAAAUCAAGUCAUAAAACUAAUGAAAAGACUGCAUUACCUUCAAAUUUAAAACAAAAAAUCUUACUGCAUAUUUCUGAUUCAGUCGAAUAUUUAUUCAAAUAUAAUACGAACGUGUUCAUCAUUCCUAAUUAUUGGAUGUUGAUAAAUGAAGUACUCUAUAAUAUACUUUUGGGUAGUCAAUCUCUUAAUACUAACGAUCAGGAUCGUGAAGAAAUUGAAAGACAACUCAAAUUGAUAAAUUAUAGAAAUGAAAGUUUGAUGUUAAAUAUGAGACACUUAUCUCAAACUUCUAAUUCGAUUGAAAUGGCUCCACCUUCUUCCAAUAAUCGAUUACCUGCUAAAAGAAAUUCUUUUUUAAACGCAUCAAUUGGUGGUCUGCCAUUCACAGUCUCUCCAUCAACUUCAAAUCUCAAUAACCAAAAUAACCAUGCUAUUCAAGAAAAUCAUGAAAGUGGAGAUCAUACAUUUAUAAAUAGAAGAAAUUAUGAUAGCUUGAAAAUUAUUGAACAAUUCGAUAGACUUCAAUUAAAUGAUGAGCUUGCAUCAUACUUGAGACCCAAACCUGAUAAUUGGCCUAACUCAAAUACUUGGAGAUCUAAUUUGAAGUUGACAAUUUAUUGGUGUAUUACCAAUAAUAGAGAUCAUCGAAAAUCAAGUGAAGAAAUUUUAAUUAUCUGUAAUUUUCUAAAAAGAAAUGUUUUACAAAAACUAAGUGGUAAGAAUACUAAUAAUUGGAAAGCUGAAUUUGAAAAUGAAAUCAUGGAAAUUAUUUACGAAGUUGUGGAUAAACAUGAUGAAGAAGUUAAUUAUUAUUACUUGUAUGUUUUGAUUAAUGAAUUAUAUCAAUUAAAAGUUAUUGCAAUUUCAUCAUAUUUGAGAAAAUUAAUUGCAUCAGGAAUUUUUUAUAUAACUCCAGGUACCAAUACUGAUUUACCGGAAGGAUCUAAAUACAAUAGACAAGUUGAUAUCCAUUUAUCUAUCCUUAGAAAUCUUCCUGUUUUAAACAAUAAACAGUGCAAUAGCAUUUUACAAAAGUGGACACCACAAGGGUUUAAUUUCAAUGAAAAAUUUGAAAAGGGUAAACAGGUUUUGCAAGAACAAAUCAUCAAUAAGUUAUUGAAUAAUUCUUUUGAUGAUAAUAUUGAACAGAAUAUGGAUUAUAUCAAGGAACUUAAUGUUGGACUCAAGUUUAUGCUUGUUAAUUGGAUUACCACUAAUCUUAAAAAUAGCAUUAGUAAUUCUCCAAGGUUGAUACAUGUAACUCCAUCCAUAAUUGCUAAUAUCUAUAAUUUUUAUUCACUUUGUGAUAAUUUAACAGUUUUUUUCAAAGUAUUUGUCAGAUUUAUCUUAAGAAAUGAAGGUAAAAUUAUUAUUUUUUAUCUUGACUCCUUAUAUUUUAUUUCGAAAUUGAUUAUAAGACAUUUUAAACUUGUCAAGUUUAUUGCCGGUAAUAACUAUGAGUCUGCUAAUACAGGAUAUGAUUUAUUUAAAUUAACCAUUAUUAAUUAUAAAGAUCUUCAAAAUCGUGAUACUGACUACUUUAGAUUUCAUGACGUUUGGAAUUUCAUAAAUAGGGCAGUUGAAAAUUCCGAAGCUACAUUCAAUAAUGGGACGUCAAUUUCUAAAAAUAAUCCAUUAUAUGCUAAAGAGAUGGUUGACUCGCCAAUGAAGAUACACAUGCAAGAAAAUAAUAAAGUCAAUGAAAAAUAUAGUGCUGAGGAUUUCAGAAAUGAUUUGGAGGUAUUAAUUGAGACACCUGCUAAACUAAUGAGUCAAGAUGAGAUAAAUGAUGCCUUAUCAGUUAUAGAAUCCAUGAAUGUUGAUGUCAAUGCAUUCAAGGACUUGAAAAGGGCAAAAGAGUCUGUGAUAAUAAUUUCUGAAUUUAUGUUGAAGAAUGGAACGCAUCUAAAUGAACGUCAAGAAAUAAGUUUGUUUAAAUUGUUGAUCAAUUUGAGCAGAAUUUUAGAAGCCGAACAACCCCUGUUAUUCAUGGAUCAAUUACAAACUCAUAUAAUUGAAUCAAUUAAGGUGACAGAAGAGGUUCAACAACUUAUCAUUCAUUUCAAAAAAAUGCUCAUCUAUGAAGUUUUGCAAAUACGUGACUUGAUCAUGAUAUUUCAAAAAGGCUUUGGUAAUAAAGAUACAGGGUUUCAAAAGAAAUGUAAUAUACUUAUCUAUGACAUUUUUUUCGAGACUCAAACUAGUUUGGAAAGACAAUAUUUACUUAAUCAUCAAAUUUUAUUUUUGGAAGUGCUUCGAUAUUUUUAUAAUAUAAAAGAUGGUACGUCUGAGCUAUUAAUUGCUUCUAAAGCUUUAAAGGAGGAUCAAAAAGAAUCGAUUUAUCAAUCCUAUAUACUUGAGAAUUAUAAGCAAGGUGUCUAUGCUGUUUUAAAAAAUUCUUUUUUUUUGCAUACUAAACUUACAAUUGAUACAUUGACUAAGCAACUUGAUACGGAUAGUAUCAUUGAUAUAUGUAACGACUUGUUAUAUCUGAAAGCAAAUCCGAUCUCUAGCAAAGAAGAUACUUUCAAAUUAAUGAAGAUAAUCAGUGAGUUUAAUCUUCCAAUUGUUCAAUGUUUAUUAAAAGCAAUUACUAGCAAAGAAUUUCUGACGAUCACAGAAGAAAAUCUUCAAGAAACUAUCGAACAAUUUGUUGAAAUGGUUCUAGAUAAUUUAAACUUUCAAUUUCUUUCCUAUAACUCUUAUUUUGGUGAACUUUUCAAUUAUUUAAAUUGGAGAUAUAAGGUGAAAGUUUUCAAUACCCUUGAAAAUCUAUUUUUAUGUAACACGGUAUUCAAUUUUUUCAGCGGAGAACCAACCGAUCUUAAUAAAUCAGAUGAAGAUAUUUAUUUAAGAAGGAAAGGAUCAUCGAUGAAUUUAUUACCAGUUUUCAAAGAUUAUUUCAAAAAAUUCUCAGUAUCCUCUAUGGACGAUAUACCAUCUUCAUAUAAAUUUUUCCAAGACUUAUCAAAGUUUUUACUUAAAUUGGUACAUGCAGUGAAUUCUGAUGUUGCUCUUGAAAAUAAAAAUAGUGGGUACUUGGGAGAUAGUAUAUCAAUUUUCUUGAGAAUCUUGAUAAUUCAUAAAAUAUCCUUAACUUCCAUAAUCGUUCGCCAUGACGGGGAACAAUUCACUUUUAUCAAGAAUUUAAUCUCGUUACUCAACUCGAGGUUUUUAUCGACUAAAAGUGAAAAGUUGAAAAUUUUACUUUACGACUUGCUCUUGCUCAUGAAAAGUUCCUUAACUACUGCAUUAAUCGACAUUAAUGAUACAAGUUUGGGUGAUAGUACGUCGCCGGCUUUGAAUAUCACUAAUAACAUGAGUCCUGCUCCCACCGACGAAACAAUCAAGAUGAAUGUUGACGGUGUUCCAGUAAAUGACCAUCUCAAUCAACCCCCAUACUCAAAACCUUCCGCUUCUGGCUUACCUCUUGUUUCCUCAAUGUUUAAUCUCCCUGAACCAAAUAAUACUAAUCCGUUCAAAGACUGUAUAGAUGACUCCAAGGUUGCCAGCUCAAUCAUGCUAGACGAACAAGAAUUAACCCAAGAUGGUGAUAUCCAUAACGUGAACAACUCGGACCUUAUCCUUGUAUCCACUAGAAGAGACACUGUUUCUUUCUCAAGCGCAUUUGGUCUCCUAGAAGGCAGUAACGUUCAACAACCAACCGCUUCUCGUCAAUUCUCUUUGAAAAGUUAUCAGCUCUUGGAAGAAGCAGGGAAUGCCGUCAAUGACGGCUGCAUCAACCUCCUGCUUUUCGACGCAUACACCACUAAAGAAAACAUUCCUUAGAACCUUUGGGUAUAGCAUAAAUAGUACUCUUGUAAAUUUAAAUUUUUUCAGUUGC
Messenger RNA from Hyphopichia burtonii NRRL Y-1933, 5142 nucleotides. RefSeq names its product Srb8p (gene SRB8). The transcript has a single exon. Gene Ontology annotation, biological process: regulation of transcription by RNA polymerase II. Gene Ontology annotation, cellular component: mediator complex. Lineage: Eukaryota; Fungi; Ascomycota; Pichiomycetes; Serinales; Debaryomycetaceae. The record is from RefSeq and is a predicted model, not a curated record. Gene Ontology annotation, molecular function: transcription coregulator activity. The coding region runs from base 48 to 5087 and encodes 1679 amino acids.